Messenger RNA from Purpureocillium lilacinum, 600 nucleotides. Its product is annotated as Golgi-to-ER vesicle coat component. Gene Ontology annotation, biological process: intracellular protein transport; intra-Golgi vesicle-mediated transport; retrograde vesicle-mediated transport, Golgi to endoplasmic reticulum. Gene Ontology annotation, cellular component: COPI vesicle coat. Lineage: Eukaryota; Fungi; Ascomycota; Sordariomycetes; Hypocreales; Ophiocordycipitaceae. The record is from RefSeq and is a predicted model, not a curated record.
AUGUCUCCCGGAAUGACCCUCUUCUCGGUGCAGGCCGUCCUGAUCCUCAGCACCGAGGAUGGCUCCCGCAUCUUUGCCAAAUACUACUCCCCGCCGCACAGCACCGCCUCCGCCGCCGGCGGCGCGAGCUCCUCGUCCAACCCCUACCCGGACCUCAAGGCGCAAAAGGCCUUUGAAAAGGGCCUCAUCGACAAGACGGCCAAGCAGACGGGCGACAUCAUCCUCUACGACAACCGGAUCGUACUCUACAAGCUCGAGUCGGACGUCAUGAUCUACGUCGUCGGCAGCCUCGACGAGAACGAGAUUCUGCUCUACAACACGGUCCUCGCCCUGCGCGACUCCCUGCACCUGCUGUUCAAGCAAUCCGUCGAUAAGAGGACAAUCAUCGAAAACUACGACCUCGUCUCUCUCGCCAUCGACGAGGUCGUCGACGACGGCAUCAUCCUCGAGACGGACCCCACCAUCAUCGUCCAGCGCGUCAGCCGCGCACCCACCCAGGACGUGCCCCUCGGCCGCAUCGACCUCAGCGAGCAGGGCGUCAACAACCUCGCCCAGCUGGGCAAGUCCAAGCUGGCCGACUGGCUACGGCAGGGCCUCUGA